Glossina fuscipes is the source of this 2336-nucleotide messenger RNA. RefSeq names its product EIN3-binding F-box protein 1. Gene Ontology annotation, biological process: SCF-dependent proteasomal ubiquitin-dependent protein catabolic process. Gene Ontology annotation, molecular function: protein binding. The transcript has 3 exons. The record is from RefSeq and is a predicted model, not a curated record. Lineage: Eukaryota; Metazoa; Arthropoda; Insecta; Diptera; Glossinidae. The coding region runs from base 185 to 2242 and encodes 685 amino acids. Gene Ontology annotation, cellular component: SCF ubiquitin ligase complex.
AGUUGCAUUGAAAUUAAAAAUUCAUAGACUGGUUGGGAGAGAAGUUAAAAUGCAAAUUAAUUAAAUGUUGCAAUAAAAUAUAUAUAAUAACAUCUAUGUUGUAAAAGUGUAUUGCAAAAUAACAGUGAUUCAUAACAUUGGAUUGGCAGUGUAAGUGGUGCAAUAUUUCUAAGGGCAAAAAGUUAUGGAAUCAACAGCAAAAGAGGAACAAGUCGUAAUAAAUUAUUGGUCACCAGAUUAUGGGAACUUACCUGUAGAGAUCAUAGAGCAUAUAUUCGGUUAUCUUCACCAUUCAGAUCGUCAAGCUGCUGGAGCUACUUGCAGUAAUUGGCGCGAUGCCUUGUUUAUCGGAGAAUUUAAGCGCAGCAAUCAAGUGCAUUUUGCCAAGGUGUGCCUUUCAGAUCGCUUACCACCAGCGAAAUAUUUGCUUAAAUGCCAGAGACUAUAUCGCAACUACUAUUUGGACGAAGUAACAUUUGGUCAAAUUCAAGAGUUAACGGCUUUUAUUGGCCAAUCAGCGGUUGAAAUAACGUUUGAUAAUGUCGAAAUCGGUGAUAAACAAUUUUACGCCUUUAUGCGGCUAUUAACAAAUUUAGAAUCUUUAACUAUCACACGCUGCUCAUCGCUAUUUAUGUCCGGUGCUUUUUUGGAUGGUGUUGAUGAUUUGGGAAAUUCGAUUGCAUCAAUACGACGUUUGUCAUUGCAACAAAAUCAAUAUUUAUCGGAUGCCAUAUUUUUACGCCUUACGUCGUUGAUCAAAUCUUUAGAAUCAUUGAAUAUGUCCGGAUGUCAUAUAGCGUAUCAUAAUGCUAUACAGCGACGCUUUUAUCCCAACGAAAAUACCCAUGCCAACGAGUCGAUAUUAACCUUUAAAUUUAUCACAAAAAUUAUAUUAAAUCAUCGAAAGCAUUUUAGAGAAUUAGACCUGAGUCAUACUAUGAUUAGUGGGCCGGCUUUAGAAUCUUUAGGAUCUCGCGAAAAUAUUGAAGGAGUAAAAUUGCAUAGAUUAAAGUUAACCUCAUGUCGCCAAUUAAAUACCGCAAGUAUGAUGGCAUUUAUUCAAACACAGCCAUCUUUAGUAGUUUUGGACUUGGCCGACACAUUAUGCAUGAAUAAUGACUGCUUAGCGGCUGUAGUGGAGAAUAUACCAAAGCUGACUAGUUUAAAUAUAGCUGGAUGCACGGCGCUUAACAACGAAGGAGCUGCACUUUUGGGGAAUUUAAAAUGUUUAAAAUAUUUGAAUAUAUCUCGUUGUGACGGCAUAACCACAGAAGGCCUUAAACAGGGCAUAGCACGGGCUCUAAAUACCCAUUUACGCUGUUUACAAAUGUCUCAUCUUAAAAUAUGCGAAGAGGGUAUAAAAUGCAUAGCUUUUAAUUGCCCAGAACUACGUGUUUUGAAUGUGGGUCACUGUGUGAAUGGCGUUACCGAUGCUUCCGUCCAGUAUAUUGUGCAACAUCUCAACUGGCUACGCGAUCUUUCGCUAGAAAAUUGCUUUUGGGUUAGUGAUGCAGCAUUAACUGGAAUCAAUCUUGCGAAGCUAGACUUAAAAGCUUCUCAUACAAGAUCUCUCGACAAUUUCAAUCCAUUAAUAACGAAUUCAUUACACGAACGUGACACCUUAAAUACAUCCUUACAAUCGAUGAAGAUUUCACUACGCAGCAAAGCUGAAGAAGAUAUAGUACGAGAUGCAAAUCGUAAACGUGCUUUGUUUGCAGCUUACGAGCUGAAUUCAGUUAACAAUGUUGACGGUUUUUGCAUACAGCAACUUAAAGGAUUAUGUUCGCUUAACAUAAAGGGAUGCAAUAAAAUUACAGACGUUACCCUCAUUUAUGGACUUAAAUGCAAUGAACUGAAACGUUUAUUUUUAUCUAGCUGCCAACAGAUCACAUCAGUAGGAAUGGAAUCGUUAGUUGUGAAUUGUCCAGCGAUAGAAGAGUUAGACUUAUCCGAGUGCUAUAAUAUUAAUGAUAAAACCAUUCAACUAAUCACUGCCAAAUUGAGCCGUCUACGUGCUUUACACAUAAGCGGAUGUUCUCAGCUAACAGAUCACAGUCUUGAUGCGAUAUUAGUUAAUUGUAAAUCUUUAAAUACACUUUCUGUACACCGAUGUCGUCGUAUUUACGCCGAUAUCGAGGAUCGUUUGAGCGAGCUGUCCACUUUACGCAAUUUAAACAUGGACAACGCUAAUAGCAUGGAGAAUCCUGAGCUGUUCCGUUUAAAAAGACGCCUUGAUUACUGAUAUUUCGCCGCAAUUUUUGUUGUUUUUAUUCUCUACUAUUUUCAAUUGUACAAUUUUCGCUAAUUGGCCAGAAACCAAAAAAAAAAAAAAAAAA